AUGGAUUUAUCUUAAAGUUUUGAUAAACAAUCAAUAAUUAGAACGGGUUAGCUAGAAUUUUAAGUGGAAAAAAAUGAAAAUGGAAUGUUAUUUUAAAUUAGCUUUGAAGAUAUUAUUGAAAGAAAGUAAAAAUGUUAAUUUUCUUAAUAGGUUUACAAUCUGCUGUCCUGAUAUUUACAUUAUUGCAAGCAGCAUCUCUGAUAAUAAUAAUUCUUCCUCUCGAAGGCAGAAAGACAAAAUUGGUAUUUUUAUAAAUUAGAAAGAGUUUUAGGCUAAAAGUAAUCACUAUUAAGAUCAGGAAUUUCAGCAACUCAAGUAGACUUUCCAUAAAAUAUUUGA
Molecule: messenger RNA, 339 nt
Organism: Paramecium octaurelia
Lineage: Eukaryota; Ciliophora; Oligohymenophorea; Peniculida; Parameciidae
Source: the annotation of a GenBank genome assembly